AUGAUAUUCCUUCGCCAUCACCUUCAUGAAGGCCUUAAGACUGAGUACUUGACUGUUAAAGACCCACAAGUCCUUUGGAGUAAUCUAAAGGAAAGGUAUGACCACCAGAAAACUGUGAUAUUACCAAAAGCUCGUUAUGACUGGUUACAUUUAAGAUUACAAGACUUUAAGUUUGUGAGUGAAUACAAUUCAGCCAUGUUUAGAAUUACAUCACAAUUGAAAUUAUGUGGAGAGAAAAUCACGGAUGCAGAAAUGUUAGAAAAAACAUACUCUAUUUUUCAUGCAAACAAUGUUGUCCUGCAGACACAAUACCGUGAAAAGGGUUUUACAAAAUAUUCUGAAUUGAUAUCUUGUCUUCUUGUGGCUGAGCAAAAUAAUGAACUAUUAAUGAAAAAUCAUGAAUCACGCUCAACUGGCUCUACUCCAUUCCUUGAAGCGAAUGCGACAUCCCAUAGUGGGAAAGAGCAAAAGGAUAGAGAUCACGCCAGCAGUCGUGGUCGAGGCCGUGGUCGAGGUCGUAGUCGCGGCCGCGGACGUGGACAUGAUCGUGGUCGAGGUGGUCAUUUUAGAAACUCAUACUCUCACCAGAAGUGGGACAAUAAAGAUGGAAAUAAGAAUGAGAAGGAUAAAUAUGAAAAUAUAUGCUACCGUUGUGGAGGAAAAGGCCAUUGGUCUCGUGUGUGUCGUACACCAAAACAUCUAGUAGACCUUUAUCAACAAUCAAUCAAACAGAAAGGAAAGAAAGUGGAAACAAAUUUGGUGUACGAGGAUGGCGAAGGUGAUUUUGAUUACGGUGAUAAAACUCACCUGGAAGCAGCUGAUUUCUUUCCUAAUUCUGAAGAAAAUAAUUGA
Molecule: messenger RNA, 852 nt
Organism: Chenopodium quinoa (quinoa)
Lineage: Eukaryota; Viridiplantae; Streptophyta; Magnoliopsida; Caryophyllales; Amaranthaceae
Exons: 1
Coding region: 1-852 (283 amino acids)
Molecular function (GO): zinc ion binding; nucleic acid binding
Source: RefSeq, a predicted model, not a curated record